This is a messenger RNA of Purpureocillium lilacinum, 975 nucleotides long. RefSeq lists its product as uncharacterized. NCBI's taxonomy places the organism in Eukaryota, Fungi, Ascomycota, Sordariomycetes, Hypocreales, Ophiocordycipitaceae. Gene Ontology annotation, molecular function: enzyme regulator activity; glutamate-cysteine ligase catalytic subunit binding. The record is from RefSeq and is a predicted model, not a curated record. Gene Ontology annotation, biological process: glutathione biosynthetic process. Gene Ontology annotation, cellular component: glutamate-cysteine ligase complex.
AUGUCCGCCGGCCCGUCCAUCAUUCGCAAGUCCGGCAGCACAACCAGAUCCAAUCUCGAGCUCGUCAACUCGCUGCGCGAGCACUUCGUCGCCGCCCGCUACGACUACGCCGCCCAGGCAAACCACACCAAUGGGCUGACCAACGGCUACGAAAACGGCAACGGCAACAGCUUCUCCAAUGGCCACAGCAACGGCAACGGCCACAGUACCAGACGUUCAACCUCGCCGCCGCAGACGCCCGUCGACGUGUGGACCGAGCGAGACGGGAAGGCGCUGUACAUCCCCCGCAUCAAUUGGCAGGCAGCCGGUCUGCGCGAGGAAUCCAGCGAGUAUGAAAUCACAGUGAAGCUGUUUCUCCUUCCCGACACACCCGUCGCCAAGCGGGAACAAUACGUGCGUGAAGCGCUCGCGCUCGUCAGCAAGGAACUCGGCGUCGAGACCAUCGAUUUGCUGGUCGUCUCCUUCCCGGGGAUGUCUUUUGAAGGAAACUGCGAGUGGGAGGCCGACAAGAUCAAUGCUCAGCAGGGCAAUCUUGAAGAGGAGCUGGCGACGUGGAAGUUCUUCGAGGAGCUGCACCGCCAGGGCGUCGCCAAGCGGCUGGGUGUCGCCGAAUUCGGCAGCGAGAAGCUAGCCGCCUUCAUCAAGCGGACCACCGUCGCCCCCGUUGUCGACCAGAUCAACCUGCGCGACUGCUGCAGCGUUCCUCCGCCGCUGAAGAAGCUGGCCGAGGAGAAGGGUGUUGAGCUCAACGUGCACAUUGACUGCACGGACAUCCUGCCUCGCGGUACCCUGCGCGAACUCCUGAGUCACGGCCCUCAGGGUGCAGGAGUGCUGGCCGACGCAGCUGACAGCGGCCCGGGGCUGCAAGGCGAAAUCGUCCCGGAGUGGGUGGUCCGGUACAUGGCUUUUGUACGAGACCGGGGCGUCAUCGAGAACAAGGGAUACUUUGCCGGCGCCGAGCUGGUUCAGGCAUAG